CAAGACCAAGAUCAAGACCAAGAUCUUGAUCUUCAUCUUUAGCUCCUCCUCUCCUUUUGAAUUCUUUCUUCCCCUGGUCUCAACAUCAAUGUCGUCGGGUUCUCAAACCCUAGGCGGCCAAUCCCGCUGCGGAUGGCUACUAGGGCCUUCACUCGACAAGAUCAUCAAGAAUGCUGCCUGGCGCAAACACUCCCACAUCGUCACUGCCUGUAAAUCCGCCCUCGACAAGCUCGAAACCCUCGCCGACGAUCCCUCCUCCUCUACCCCGCUCUACGGCGUCUCCUCCCUCUCCGACGCCGAAUCUCUCAUCCUCCCCCUCAUCCUAGCCAUUGAUUCAUCUUCCUCCAAAGUCGUUGAACCCGCCCUCGACUGUUCCUAUCGUUUGUUCUCCCUCCGUCUCAUCCGCUGCGAGAUCGACCCCUCUGAACAACCCUCCUCCCUCAUAUUCCGUCUCAUUGAUUCUAUAUGCAAGUGCGGUAGUCUCGGCGAAGAGGUUGUCGAGCUCUCCAUCCUCAAAACUUUGCUCUCAGCUGUUCGAUCUUCAACUGUCUUUAUCCGGGCUGAUUGCCUCAACCAGAUUGUCAAGACCUGUUAUAAUAUAUAUCUUGGAGGGGUCAACGGAACUAACCAGAUCUGUGCAAAGUCGGUGUUAGCUCAGAUGAUGGCCAUCAUUUUUGCUAGGGUGGAGGGGGAUUCUCUGCUGGUUAGCUUCAAGACUGUAUCCGUCACCGAACUGUUAGAGUUCAAUGAUAGGAAUCUUAAUGAAGGGAGUUCUAUACAGUUUGUUCAGAACAUGAUUAAUGAGGUUGUUUUCACUAACGUAGUCGAAGUUAGUCAAAAUGCAAACCCGUUGGCCGAACUGCAAGAUGCCAAGUCUGCUACCGCCAAUGAAAAAGCUGAUUCUUCUGAUGCUGAAUCGGCUGAGAAGGCGGAUUUGAGUAGUUAUUCUAAGAUCAGGGAUGAUGGGGUCCUGGUUUUCAAGAAUUUAUGUAAACUGUCAAUGAAGUUUUCUUCUCAGGAGCAGCCUGACGAUCAGAUUCUCUUGAGGGGAAAGAUGUUGUCUCUGGAGCUACUGAAGGUAAUCAUGGAAAAUGGGGGUCCAUUAUGGCGUACAAAUGAGAGGUUCCUCAAUGUGAUCAAACAGUUUCUUUGCCUGUCCUUGUUGAAAAAUAGUGCGCUGUCGGUCAUGUCAGUUUUUCAGCUUCUCUGUUCGAUAUUUCAGAGCUUAUUAUCAAAAUACAGAUCCGUGUUGAAAUCAGAAAUAGGGAUAUUUUUCCCAAUGCUCAUUCUCCGUGUGCUUGAAAAUGUGCUUCAGCCGAGUUUCAUACAGAAGAUGACAAUUCUUAAUUUACUGGAUAAAAUAUCUGAGGAUUCACAGAUUAUGAUCGACGUUUUUGUCAACUAUGAUUGUGAUGUUGAUUCUCCAAACAUAUUUGAAAGGACUGUGAACGGUCUUCUGAAAACUGCUCUAGGUCCACCACCUGGUUCCACUACCUCCUUGUCACCAGUGCAUGAUCUAACAUUUCGGCUUGAAUCAGUUAAGUGCUUGGUCAUAAUAAUCAAGUCAAUGGGAGUUUGGAUGGACCAGCAGCUUAGGAUAGGUGAGUUUGGUGUACGGAACACAUCUGAUAAUGAUAGUGUUGUUGAGUGUAACACAAGUCUUGGAGGAGAUGAAGGAAGUCUUCCUGAUUUUGAGCUGCACCAAGAAGCAAUCUCUGAUCACUCCACUGCUACGCUAGAGCAACGCCGGGCUUAUAAGUUAGAACUCCAGAAAGGUAUUUCCCUGUUCAAUAGAAAACCUUCGAAGGGUAUUGAGUUCCUCAUAAGUAACAAAAAGAUUGAUGGUACCCCGGAAGCGGUUGCAUUAUUUUUGAAGAACACUUCUGGUUUGAAUGAGACUGUGAUUGGUGACUAUUUGGGCGAAAGGGAUGAUUUCUCAUUAAAAGUAAUGCAUGCUUAUGUUGAUUCCUUUAAUUUUGAUGGAAGGGACUUUGGUGAGGCUAUUAGAUUUUUUCUAAGGGGUUUCAGAUUACCUGGUGAGGCGCAGAAAAUUGACCGUAUCAUGGAAAAAUUUGCGGAGCGCUAUUGUAAGUGCAAUCCUAAUUCGUUUACUAGUGCUGAUACAGCAUAUGUCCUUGCCUAUUCUGUGAUAAUGCUGAAUACGGAUGCUCAUAACAGCAUGGUGAAAGACAAGAUGAGCAAAGCUGAUUUUAUUCGGAACAACCGUGGGAUCGAUGAUGGAAAGGACUUACCUGAAGAAUAUUUGGGUGCCCUUUAUGAUCAAAUUGUGAAGAAUGAAAUUAAGAUGAAAGCUGAUACUUCAGUACCACAGAGCAAGCAAACAAACAGUGUUAAUAGAUUACUGGGCUUGGACGGCAUACUUAAUCUUGUAUGGAAACAGACAGAGGAGAAACCGUUGGGUGCAAAUGGAGCUCUCAUAAGGCACAUCCAAGAUCAGUUCAAGGCUAAAGCGGGAAAAUCAGAGUCUACUUACUAUGCUGUUGCAGAUGCAGCAAUAUUGAGGUUUAUGGUGGAAGUCUGCUGGGGCCCGAUGCUCGCUGCCUUCAGUGUAACGUUGGAUCAGAGUGAUGAUAAAGCAGCCACUAAUCAUUGCUUACAGGGCUUUAGGCACGCUGUGCAUGUUACCGCAGUCAUGGGUAUGCAGACACAGAGGGAUGCAUUUGUCACCACUGUUGCAAAGUUCACAUACCUUCAUUGUGCUGCAGAUAUGAAGCAAAAAAAUGUGGAUGCUGUUAAGGCAACAAUAGCAAUCGCCAUAGAAGACGGAAAUUAUCUUCAGGAUGCCUGGGAACACAUAUUGACCACUCUAUCUCGAUUUGAGCAUUUGCAACUAUUGGGAGAGGGUGCUCCAUCUGAUGCAUCCUUUUUAAGUGGAUCAAACAUUGAGACAGAGGACAAGUCAGUGAGAUCCAGUUUUACAUCCUUGAAAAAGAAAGGAACCCUCCAGAAUCCAAUUGUAAUGGCCGUUGUUCGAGGGAGUUCAUAUGACAGCACUUCUCUGGGAGUCAAUACCUCAGGACUGGUAACCCCGGAACAAAUUAACAGCUUCAUUUCAAAUUUGAACCUGCUUGAACAGAUAGGAAAUUUUGAGCUUAACCACAUUUUUGCUCAUAGCCAAAGGUUAAACAGCGAAGCAAUAGUGGCUUUUGUGAAAGCUCUUUGUAAAGUGUCCAUGUCAGAAUUGCAGUCACCAACAGAUCCUCGAGUAUUCAGUCUGACAAAAAUAGUGGAAGUUGCGCACUACAACAUGAACCGAAUCAGAUUAGUGUGGUCUCGCAUAUGGAAUGUCCUUUCAGAUUUCUUUGUUUCGGUUGGUUUGUCAGAAAAUCUUUCAGUUGCCAUCUUUGUCAUGGAUUCAUUGCGUCAACUUUCUAUGAAAUUCCUUGAGCGAGAAGAGUUGGCAAACUAUAACUUCCAAAAUGAGUUUUUGAGACCUUUCGUGAUCGUCAUGCAGAAAAGCAACUCUGUUGAAAUCAGGGAACUAAUAGUUCGUUGCCUCUCACAGAUGAUCCUGAGCCGGGUCGAUAAUGUGAAAUCUGGCUGGAAAAGCGUUUUCAUGGCAUUAACCGCUGCUGCUGCUGAUGAAAGGAAGAAUAUUGUGUUGUUGGCGUUUGAGACCAUGGAGAAAAUAGUACGGGAAUAUUUUCCUUAUAUAACUGAGACGGAGACCGUGACUUUUACUGAUUGUGUUAGAUGCCUCAUAACCUUCACCAAUAGCAGAUUUAACAGUGAUGUAAGCCUUAACGCCAUUGCUUUUCUCCGGUUCUGUGCUGUGAAACUUGCCGAAGGGGGUCUUAUUUGCAGCAGAGAAAAUGCUGAUGAUGAUUCAAGCAUUCAAGUGAAGGAAGCUACUGCUGAUGGACAUACUUUAAUGGAUAAAGAUGAGAAUGCUUCCUAUUGGAUUCCUUUGCUGAGUGGGUUAUCUUCGUUGACGUCGGAUCCUAGGUUAGCUAUCAGAAAGAGUGCUUUGGAAGUGCUUUUCAAUAUUUUGAAGGACCAUGGCCAUCUUUUUUCUCACUCAUUUUGGAUUACCGUAAUCAAUUCAGUGAUUUUCCCUGUCUUCAAAUUUGUGAGGGACAAGAAAGAGAAUAAUGAUCAGUCUUCACCAGCUUCUAUAUUUUCACAUCCAGAACCAAGCACUUGGGAUUCUGAAACGUCUUCUGUGGCAACUCGGUGUUUAAUAGAUCUAUUCGUCAAUUUUUUUCCUGUGAUGAGGGCUCAAUUAACUGAAGUAGUAUCACUACUAGCAGGACUUUUCAGAAAUCCAAGUCAAGGUUCUGCUAGCACUGGAGUAUCUGCAUUGAUGCAUUUGGUGGGUGACUUGGGAUGCAUGCUCACUGAAGAUGAGUGGUCAUGCAUCUUUCUUUCUUUGAAAGAAACCUCAGCUUCAAUGUUGCCAGGUUUCCUAAAACUCAUCAGAAUUAUGGAUAGGAUUGACGUGCCAAAUGUUGCUCAAUCGUAUUCCUAUUCCUAUGAUGAUGGGGAGACAUUGAGCAAUAAUGGUACAACUGAAAACUACGAGGAUGACAACUUGCAAACGGCAGGAUAUAUUGUUUCAAGAAUGAAAACUCAUAUAUCAAUGCAACUACUUAUCAUGCAGGUGACAACUGAUCUGUACAACAUGCACCAAGACUUGCUGAAGGCCUCAAGUGUCAAGAUUGUACUUGAAAUAUUUUCACAGACCAUGUCUCAUGCUCAUCAAUUGAGCUCAGAAAUGGGCCUACAUCUGAAGCUGCAGAGAGCAUGCUCCAUCCUUGAGAUCUCUGAUCCACCCGUAGUACAUUUUGAGAACGAAUCUUAUCAAAACAUACUCAACCUAUUGCACCAUUUACUGACGAGCAACCCAUCUUUGUCAGAUGAGAUGGGUAUAGAAGCACGACUAUUUUUAAUAUGCGAAGAAAUUAUAGAAAUAUAUCUCAAAUGUUCGAGAUUGGAAGAGGGGAAACCAGAAAAAGCAGUGGUCCAUUGGAUCCUUCCACUGAAUUCAGGUGUGAAGGAAGAAUUAGGGGCAAGGACAUCUUUGCUUGUGUCAGCAUUGAGGGUUUUAAGUGAAGUAGACAAGGAUUGCUUUAGGAAGUAUGCAUCUAGGUUGUUUCCGUUGCUAGUAGAGUUGGUGCGUUGUGAGCACAGCUCUCGUGAAGUGCAGCCUGUUCUAAGCAACUUGUUCCAGACAUGUGUAGGCCCCAUAAUAAUCAAAGUGUGACAUGUUUGUUUGUGUACAGAUAAGAAUAUAUAUUAAAUAUAUUUCUAGUGUAGUACUGACCGACUGUAGGGCACUGGCAAUGGCACGAUAUAUCUCCAUUCCGUUUUUGCUACUCUAUCUAGUCGGUAUAAGGAGUUUCUGGUGUUGUAUUUGUACUGUGUAUGGUAUGGCCAUUCUUUUGGGUGAUUAAUACAAACAAUUUGUUUAUUCUCA
Cynara cardunculus var. scolymus (artichoke) is the source of this 5437-nucleotide messenger RNA. Its product is annotated as brefeldin A-inhibited guanine nucleotide-exchange protein 1. The transcript is spliced from 11 exons. Gene Ontology annotation, molecular function: guanyl-nucleotide exchange factor activity. NCBI's taxonomy places the organism in Eukaryota, Viridiplantae, Streptophyta, Magnoliopsida, Asterales, Asteraceae. Gene Ontology annotation, biological process: regulation of ARF protein signal transduction. Bases 89 to 5224 code for a protein of 1711 amino acids. Gene Ontology annotation, cellular component: trans-Golgi network. The record is from RefSeq and is a predicted model, not a curated record.